Molecule: messenger RNA, 1776 nt
Organism: Symbiodinium necroappetens
Lineage: Eukaryota; Dinophyceae; Suessiales; Symbiodiniaceae
Source: the annotation of a GenBank genome assembly
AUGGCCGUGCUGGGCAGCGGGGGAAGCUGCACACGAGAAGCACACCUCCGGGACAACUCGGUGGUGAGUCCAGAUAGUCUCGGAGAGUUUCCUCCGCGAGACCAUGCAGAUCCUACGAAAAAAUCGUCGCAGAAUGUUUUGAAGUACCAUGUGGAUUUCAAUUCUGAUGUUCCUGGCGAAACCGCAGAACUUUGGGUUGGCACUCCGUAUGCGGCGUGGAUCGAGAGGGACGUGCGCCGGCGGCACGCGAAGGAACACAUGGCUAAGAUCGACGAGCUGCAGGAGAAGCUGCUGCAAGAGGUGCGGCGACGUGAAGCGGUGGAGCGAGAGCUCGAGGAAGCCAGAGAGGAACUGAAGAAAGUCCCAGAGUUGCAGGCAGCUUUGUCUGAGAGCAGACAGACCCUCAUCAAGUAUGUGGAAAAAGGUAUGGCUGCCAGUAGCCUUGGGAAUCUUUUUGCUGUGUGCCGCAACGUCCUCCACCAGUGGCGAAGACACACAACUGUGAAUACCAUCGACCGCUUGCGCAGACGCACUCCUGACGUGGGGCGCUGCCACUUCGAGCUGCUACAGCUCCAUGAGCAGGGCCUCGAGCAUCUCAAGGCAGUGCAGGUUGACAUGUUGAACUCCGUCGCGCGUUUCAUGGACAAAGAUGCCAUGAUAAUUCCAGAUCGCGACGACACAGAUGAGGAGUGGUUCGAUGCAUGGAGUGUGGAGCCUAUCGCCAAAGUUGCGUGUGAGGCCAGCAACUGCGAGAUGCGAAGGAAGCUCAAGGAGAUCUGCCUCGAAGACGGGCAGUGCGUGCGAUGUGCUGCGGGCAUGAGUGGCUCAACCUGCGACGACACGCUUGGGUCAACUCUCGACAAUUGCGUGACCCAGCAGCCGACACAAGCCACGGAUUCCUGGUUCGAUUCGGUGCCCGACUGGACGAGACAGGCUGAGAGUGUGAGCAUCGGCGACACCUUGGACUCCAAGUGCUUGGAGGUCGAGUCAUUCUCCAUGAACAGGAAUCUUGUUGAGCAUGGGCUGCCCCUCAUGCUUCGGGUUGGCGAAGUCGGCAACAGAUUCUCCGAGUACUUCGUGUGCGUGCACAAAGGCGGUGAUAAUUUUAGCUUGUUGGACCGGAGGAUCAGCCGAGAGAAGCACAACUUCCACUAUGCUUGGGAGGACGUGAGCAUCUAUCACUACGUUCAGCCCGUCCUACCCGAGGCUGGUGACUGCAGCCCGGAAGUUGCAGCUGAGCGCCCAGCGCAGGCUCUGAAGAGCUACUAUACUGACGAGGUGGUCCGGUGCACUUUCCACGCCAAGUGCAAUCCGCGGCAGAUCGACCUCAUGUUCAAAACCAAACAGGCAUUGCAGUGCUGGGUGCACCUCCUGCAGUCCAAGCUCCUCGUGAAGAUAUCGCAGGUCGUUCAUCCCUCCUUGUCGCCCUGCGGUAUGGAGGCCACAUUGCCAACUCCCUUAUCGAGCUCUUUGCCACUGCCGCAUGCGCACUGGGUUCCUAUGGACCUGGAUAGCCCGCAGGCCGAGACCGUUUGGGAACCAUCACCCUCGCCGACUACCGCAACCUCACUACAGAACGACGCGCAGGGUGGCGAUCUUCAGGAUCCGGUCUCAGAGGAUGCCGAUGAGGCUCGACAGGAGAAGGAAUCUGCAACCUCACGGGCAUCGAGCGCGAGGCAGAGUGUCGCCCGCUCUGGCUCCUUGCACUCUUCAGAGCGACCUCCGGACUGGGCCACCAUGAGCGAGAGAUCUCUCAACAGUUUCUAUGCGGUUUGA